AUGAGUUUUGGGGGUUUUCUUGACGACAAAUCAGGUAGUAACGUUUCAGAUAUUCCUUACAAAAACGUUACCGCUACCAACCCCCACAACAACAAUAGAAUGCCCUUUGGUGCAAUCUCUCAGCCACGUCUCGUGACCACCACUCCCACUUUGGCCAAAUCCAUGUUCAACUCCCCGGGACUAUCUCUGGCACUUCAAACCAAUCUAGAUGGACAAGAAGAUGCGAAUAGAAUGUUCGAAGAACCAAACGGUCUGAGAAGAAGCAGAGAAGAAGAGCAUGAAAGCAGAUCUGGCAGCGACAACAUGGAUGGUGCUUCCGGGGAUGAACACGAUGCAGAUGACAAACCUCCAAAGAAAAAACGCUAUCACCGACACACCCCUCAGCAGAUACAAGAACUUGAAGCGUUGUUCAAGGAAUGUCCUCAUCCAGAUGAGAAGCAAAGACUCGAACUUAGCAAGAGGCUAUGCUUGGAAACCCGACAGGUGAAGUUUUGGUUCCAAAACAGGAGAACCCAAAUGAAGACCCAGUUGGAGCGGCACGAGAACACUUUGCUGAGGCAAGAAAACGACAAGUUGAGAGCGGAGAACAUGUCCAUCAGGGAGGCAAUGAGGAACCCCAUGUGCUCCAAUUGCGGUGGUCCUGCCAUCAUCGGCGAGAUUUCGCUGGAGGAACAGCACCUUAGGAUUGAGAAUGCGCGAUUGAAGGACGAGCUCGAUCGGGUGUGUGCUCUCACAGGCAAGUUUCUGGGUCGUCCGGUUUCUUCAUUACCGAAUUCAAGUUUGGAGCUUGGCGUUGGGGGAAACGGGUUUGGUGGAAUGAGCAUCAGCACUACAUUGCCUUUGGGACAAGAUUUUGGAAUGGGAAUGUCUAUGUCUGUGUCUAACAACCCCUUGGCUAUGGUGUCCCCGUCGAGUACUAGACCAACUACUGUUGUGGGUGGGUUUGAUAAAUCCAUCGAGAGGUCUAUGUUUCUUGAGCUUGCUUUGGCUGCCAUGGAUGAGUUGGUGAAGAUGGCACAAACUGGGGAGCCUCUUUGGGUGAGAAAUGUUGAAGGGGGGAGGGAAAUUUUGAACCAUGAGGAGUAUGUGAGGACUUUCACUCCUUGCAUUGGUUUGAGACCCAAUGGGUUUGUGUCUGAAGCCUCUAGGGAAAAUGGAAUGGUCAUCAUUAACAGUUUGGCACUUGUUGAGACUCUCAUGGACGCGAAUAGAUGGGCAGAGAUGUUUCCUUGUAUCAUUGCAAGAACCUCAACAACUGAAGUGAUAUCUAAUGGAAUAAAUGGAACAAGAAAUGGAGCACUUCAAUUAAUGCAUGCUGAACUUCAAGUUCUUUCUCCCUUGGUUCCUGUUCGCGAGGUCAAUUUCCUUCGAUUUUGCAAGCAGCACGCAGAAGGGGUUUGGGCAGUGGUGGAUGUGUCCAUUGAUAGCAUCAGAGAAGGUUCAGGAGCACCACCCACGUUUGUGAACUGUAGGAGGCUUCCUUCUGGUUGUGUUCUGCAAGACAUGCCCAAUGGUUACUCCAAGGUGACAUGGGUGGAGCAUGCAGAAUACGAUGAGAACCAAGUUCACCAGGUUUAUAGACCAUUGUUGAGCUCAGGCAUGGGUUUCGGUGCUCAACGAUGGGUGGCUACCCUUCAACGCCAAAGCGAGUGUCUAGCGAUCUUAAUGUCCUCAGCAGCACCAUCUCGAGACCAUUCAGCAAUAACGGCUGGGGGAAGACGGAGCAUGGUGAAGCUGGCGCAGCGAAUGACCAACAACUUCUGCGCCGGUGUGUGCGCCUCCACGGUGCACAAGUGGAACAAGCUCAACGCCGGGAACGUGGACGAGGACGUGAGGGUGAUGACGCGGAAGAGCGUGGACGAUCCCGGCGAGCCGCCAGGGAUCGUGCUGAGCGCCGCCACCUCCGUCUGGCUCCCGGUGUCGCCGCAGAGGCUCUUCGACUUCCUCCGCGACGAGCGCCUCCGAAGCGAGUGGGACAUACUCUCCAACGGUGGGCCCAUGCAGGAGAUGGCCCACAUCGCCAAGGGCCAAGACCACGGCAACUGCGUAUCUCUCCUACGAGCCAGUGCGAUAAACUCCAACCAGAGUAGCAUGCUGAUACUGCAGGAGACAUGCAUAGACGCGGCGGGGUCGCUUGUGGUGUACGCGCCGGUGGAUAUCCCGGCCAUGCACGUGGUUAUGAACGGUGGUGAUUCGGCUUACGUGGCUUUGUUGCCUUCAGGAUUUGCGAUUGUUCCCGAUGGGCCCGGGUCUCGUGGGCAGCAGAAUGGGCUGACUGCCACAACAAACGGCAGUGAAAACGGCGGGGCACGUGUGAGUGGGUCCCUCCUAACAGUGGCGUUUCAGAUCCUUGUGAAUAGUCUUCCUACAGCCAAGCUCACCGUAGAGUCGGUGGAAACCGUGAACAACCUCAUAUCAUGCACCGUUCAGAAGAUCAAAGCCGCGCUCCACUGCGAAAGUUAA
This is a messenger RNA of Sphenostylis stenocarpa, 2463 nucleotides long. NCBI's taxonomy places the organism in Eukaryota, Viridiplantae, Streptophyta, Magnoliopsida, Fabales, Fabaceae. The record is from the annotation of a GenBank genome assembly.